CAGUGGAGACUGAGGGUGAGUCCCUGCUCCACAUCUUUGAUUGUAGACUCAACGCCGAGCCGGGGGUUUGACGUCAGCGAGGUGCACGUUAGUUCUCGUCCCUGCUGGUCGGGGUACGAGUAGGGAGCUGGUCUCACCUAACAGAUGUGUCUGGGACACUCCAGUCUAUUUAUUUUAUCAGUUACGCAAAGAUACAGAUGAGCAUGAUGGAAGGAUUCAGGGUGGACGGAGUGCAGGAGAUGAGGUGUUCUGCCCCGGCUGAGGGAUACGUGAAAGAGUUCACCCGCCACUCCAACGACGUGCUGCUGAACCUGAACGAACUCCGGCACCGCAACAUCCUGACCGACACCACCCUGGUCGUCGGCAAUGUACAUCUGCGGGCGCACUGUGCUGUGCUUGUGGCCUGCAGUGGGUUCUUCUACUCGCUGUACUCCCGCCGUGUGUUGCUUCAGGGGCGUGGUGGCAGUGGGGAGCAGCUCAUGACGGUGUCCCUCCCCAACACCUUGGACCCAUCCAGCGUCUCCCUGCUGCUGGACUUCAUGUACACCUCUCGCCUCCCGCUGACACCCAGCACCGUCCCCGGGGUGCUCACCGUGGCGGCCUACCUGCAGAUGGACCACGUGGCAGAUACCUGCAGGGAUUUCAUGCAGCUGCACUGCAGGGAGAAAAUUAGUGCAAGACACCCACAACUGGAGCUGGACUCCAGGGUGUCUGUAGCCUCUGUAGCACCCAGAGGAGGGGACCUGCCCAAUCCAGGACCCCAGAGAUUACUCCCAGCAGCAGUGGCAACAAGGGUCCCUGCGGAUGUCGGGGGCUCUCUCAAGCCAGGGGCUUUCCCGACCAGCCAGCCGGGGUCAAAAGAGCUGAAAGAGCCCGAGUCGCCCCUCAUUGGCACCCCGACUCCAUCUCCAGACAGCCCCGCCCGCUCCAGCUGCCAACCAAACUCUCCAGCAGAAUCCAACACCUGCAACAAAAACCUUGUGAGUGAUAUCAAAGCCUCGCCGGACCCAAAGGCAUGCAAUUGGAAGAAAUACAAAUACAUCGUCCUCAACCCUCUCUGUGCAGCAGCCGUGGUGAAGGAAGAGGAGAUGGAGGAGGCACAAAGUCACACAUCGGCCGAAGCCGACAGGAUGGGCUUGACACCCAAAGCGACAGAGGCGUGGUCUGGAGAAGUGCCCGGUCAGAUUGAUAGACAGGGGCAGGCCUCCUGCUACGAGGGUUCUGGCCGAGCCCCUCCCCUCGGGCCACCCCCUGUGGAUCACCCAUCAGUGCCUCACACUCACAAGCAGGAAACAGUCUCACCCUGCACCAGUUACCCAAACCUGCACCCCACUGAUCCAGAAGCUGCCCAACAUGCAAUCAAGCGCGAGAACUGCUAUGCGCCUUACUGUUACUCUGGCAACCUUCAAGGAACCAAGACUGUCUGCUCAGGUGACAAGCCGUACCGCUGCAAUGUGUGCGGCGCCCAGUUCAACCGACCGGCCAACCUGAAGACUCACUCUCGCAUCCACUCGGGAGAGAAGCCUUACCGCUGUGACACCUGUGCCGCACGGUUUGUUCAGGUUGCCCAUCUGCGGGCCCACGUUCUGAUCCAUACGGGGGAGAAACCUUACCCCUGCCACACCUGUGGCACCCGCUUCCGCCACCUGCAGACCCUGAAGAGCCAUCUGCGCAUUCACACCGGAGAGAAGCCUUACACUUGUGAGAAGUGUGACCUGCACUUCCGCCACAAGAGUCAGCUGCGUCUUCACCUGCGGCAAAAACACGGGGCCAUCACCAACACCAAGAUCCGCUACAAGGUCCUAAAUGAGCCCUACCAGACUAUUCUGCAGGCCUGUUGAAGACGCCUGACCUUCGACUCAUUAAUCUGAAUAACAUCUGAAUCAAAACUGUCAGAAAAAGUGAAAUUUGGUGAAAUAUUUUAAAUUAUAAGUACCUGUUUCUUUUAAUAUGUGGUGGUAAUUUAUAACUUUUAACAGACUGGUUAGUGACAUAAAAAGUUAGAAUGGAGAGACAUUUGGAAAAAGAGACAUUUACAGGUUGUUGGAUGAGCUAAACAUGAAUGGAUAAGGGUCAGUAGAAAUCCUGGCUGGUUUUUCUGAGAUGGAGAUGGUAUUAAAAAAAAGUGUUUUUGAAGGUUUGUGAAGGGAUGGAAAGAAGGGAACAAGACAUGGUAAGAUAAGUGAAAUGUUUUGGGAUGAGUGGACAAUGAAUUAUGAAGAAGAAAGAGUAUGUGAAUGGUUUGGACGAAAGAUAAAGCAGGUUUUAUGAAGGAGAGGUGGUGAAUGUGAGAGUUUUCUUAAAGUAAAUUAAAUUGAAAAAACACAUUUGUUUAAAGGCUGGAAAUAUUCUUCUUAAAUGUGUAUUUAAAUCAGUUUUUUUAUUUACCUUGAGGCCUGGGGCCUGCAUGUUCUUUAAAAAAAACAAUCAAAGUAUGCAGUAAUGUCUGCUUAGUCGUCUUGCACUGGUUGUAGUCAGUAUAGAAGGUAAAUGAUAUAUAUUGUUUUUUGUAUUGCCACGUAAAAUUUAAAUUAAGAUGACUGUAAGCAAUUGGAUAAGUAUUACGGUUGUAUGUGUAUGAGUUUAAUUUGCUGGACAAAGAUGGUUUUGUACAAUCUAAAUUAAAUCCU
This is a messenger RNA of Anoplopoma fimbria (sablefish), 2630 nucleotides long. RefSeq names its product BCL6B transcription repressor (gene bcl6b). Gene Ontology annotation, molecular function: RNA polymerase II cis-regulatory region sequence-specific DNA binding; protein binding; DNA-binding transcription factor activity, RNA polymerase II-specific. The record is from RefSeq and is a predicted model, not a curated record. Gene Ontology annotation, cellular component: nucleus. Lineage: Eukaryota; Metazoa; Chordata; Actinopteri; Perciformes; Anoplopomatidae. Gene Ontology annotation, biological process: regulation of transcription by RNA polymerase II.